AUGUCGGGCUGGGGCUGGAACAAUCUUUUUGGGGGUAGUGCUGCUGCGAAGAAAGAUGCACCCAAAAAUGCUAUCCUGAGGUUACGCAGUACGCUUGAGAUGUUGUCGAAACGAGAGAAGCACCUACAAAACCAGAUGGAUGAGCAAGACGCGAUAGCGAGGAAGAACGUCAGCGCGAAUAAAGCCAGUGAGUUUCACACGACCAUCUCUGCAAGGACAACAUGUAUGCGGGAAGGAGGAGCUAACGCAUUUUGAUCUGCAGUUGCUAAAGCCGCGCUACGAAGGAAGAAGGCAUUUGAACAUCAGCUCGAACAGACAAGCGCUCAGAUGAUGACAGUCGAGCGGGAAAUCUCAUCUAUUGAGACAGCGAACAUCAACAAGGAGACGCUCGAUGCCAUGAAGGGCGCCCAACAGGCAAUGAAGAAGAUUCACGGAGAUCUCUCGAUCGAGAAGGUCGAUCAGACUAUGGAAGAUCUAAGAGAGCAGCACGCUAUUGGAGAGGAGAUUGCGGAUGCACUUACACAGGGCAACCAGAUGCAAGGAGUCGACGAGGAUGAGCUGGACGAAGAGCUGGCAGAACUGCAGCAAGAGGAGCUGGACAACAAGAUGAUCAAGACUGGCUCUGUACCUGUUCACGAUCAAAUACAUCAACUACCAAGCCAGCCAGUUGGACCGGGUAAGUUCUCCUUGACGUCUAUGUCGAAAUCUGAUAUGGCUGACUCGCUUGCAGUUAAAGGGAAACAGGUGCAGGAGGACGACGAAGAAGAGGAGCUACGCAAGCUCCAAGCCGAGAUGGCGAUGUGA
Lecanosticta acicola is the source of this 804-nucleotide messenger RNA. NCBI's taxonomy places the organism in Eukaryota, Fungi, Ascomycota, Dothideomycetes, Mycosphaerellales, Mycosphaerellaceae. The record is from the annotation of a GenBank genome assembly.